Molecule: messenger RNA, 2133 nt
Organism: Trametes versicolor FP-101664 SS1
Lineage: Eukaryota; Fungi; Basidiomycota; Agaricomycetes; Polyporales; Polyporaceae
Product: diphthine--ammonia ligase
Exons: 11
Coding region: 1-2133 (710 amino acids)
Biological process (GO): protein histidyl modification to diphthamide
Molecular function (GO): diphthine-ammonia ligase activity
Source: RefSeq, a predicted model, not a curated record
AUGGAUCUACGCGAAAUCUACUCCGAGCGCCUCGGAACUCGCGUGCCUUGCUCGACAAUCCUCGGCUUUGCCUUCGACCACCACCUGCUCGCCAUGAAAUAUGUCGCAUUGCUCAGCGGCGGAAAAGACAGCUGCUUUAAUCUUCUCCACUGUGCAGAAAACGGCCAUGAGCUCGUCGCCGCAGCGUCUCUAGGCCCUGAGCAAGGCAAAGAGGAAUUGGACUCGUACCUCUAUCAAACCGUCGGACAAGAUGCAAUAGAAUACGUUGGACGCGCCUUGGACGUGCCGCUGUACAGGCAAAUAAUAUCUGGGGCAGCAGUCGAACAAAGCAGUGAAUACGGUGGCCGAGACCCUGCACACAGCGGCGGCGUUCGCGGCGACGAGACCGAGGAUCUCUACGAGCUUCUCGCCCUAGUCAAAAGCCAUCACCCAGAUGUCCAGGGUGUCUCCGUCGGAGCAAUCCUCUCCAACUACCAGAGAGUUCGCGUGGAACAUGUAUGCCGCCGGCUGGGCUUGACUGCCCUGAGCUACUUGUGGCAACGUGACCAAGAAGAGUUGCUAUCUGAGAUGAUUGAAGCCGGCAUGGAGGCCGUCCUCAUCAAGGUCGCCGGUAUCGGACUAACCGCAAAACAUUUGGGUAAGACCCUCGCAGAAAUGAAGCAGCCCUUGGUCAAGUUAAACUGUUUGUAUGGAUCACACAUCUGCGGAGAGGGCGGGGAGUACGAGACCUUGACCCUCGACUGCCCCCUCUUCAAGUCCCGCAUAAACCUAGACACAGUGGAGACUGUGAUUCAUUCCGACAGCGACUUCGCAACCGUCGCCUAUUUGCGAAUCAAGGAGGCCACACUUCAACCCAAAGCAUCCCCAGCGCGCCAGCAGCUCGCCGUUCCGCCAUUGUUGGAAGAGCCUUUCUCUCACAUACACGAUCCAAUGGGACCCUCCACGCCCUCUACGAACUCAGAGAAUCAGCCCAGCCCAAUACACCCAUCCUUCCAUCUCCAAAGUCACAAACGAAUAGGAAAUUGGGUCGCCGUUUCGAACGUGCAGCGAGACCUUAGAGAACACCCUGAAGAGCUCACUGUAGAGGACGAGGUACGGGAAUGUUUCAAGCAGCUCCAAGACUGUCUUACCCAGUACUCGCUCACGCUCGCCAACUGCACCAUCAUCAACAUCCUUAUCUCCUCCAUGGACCUCUUCGCGCGGGUCAACACUGUCUACGCUACCUACUUUGGCACGAGCCCGCCCGCCCGCGCAUGCGUCGCCGCGGACCUCCCCACGCCCGUGCGCAUCCGUCUCGACUGCAUCGCCUUCGCGGAGACCACGCCCACCGCACGCCAGGCGCUGCACGUCCAGGGUCUGAGCUACUGGGCGCCCGCGAACAUUGGGCCGUAUUCGCAGGCCAUAGUCGCAGAUGAACGGGUGUUUAUCUCGGGCCAGAUUGGUCUCAUUCCCAGUGUCCUCGCUCUGCCAUCCCCGAAAUCGCUCGCGCUCGAGGCUGCGUUGGCGUUCCAACACGUCCACCGCGUCGUCGACGCACUCAAGAACAACUCGGGCGGCGGCUGGGCUGGCCAUUACCAGGGAAUCGUAUACUGGCUAGCGAAUGCCGGCGACGUCCCCGCAGUGCGCAGAGCAAGCGCACAGUUCGACGGGGACGCUAGUACCCCGACGCUGUUUGUCGCGGUGCCGGAGCUGCCCAAGGGCGCGCUGGUGGAGAAGCAAGUAAUGUUGCAUACAGGCCAGUGUGACAUCGAAGAAGACGACGGGACUGUUAUCCGUGGUACCGCCGUGCCUUCCUAUGAGACAGGCCACUACGAAAGCCUCGGCGGCCAAGUCCACUGGGAAGUCUCCAGCCUCCGCGAGACGCCGUCCACAGUGGCUCUGGUGUGCCUCCGCGGAGAAGACCCGGGCUUACUGCAGCGAUUACGAGACGUCCCCGCCCUGCAAUCGCUACGGUCUGAAGCACUGGCGAUCCGCUUCUUCUACAAUGUCACGAGGCCUGAAGCCGCCGCGUCCGCCGUGGCGUUCCUCUCAACCCCCGACCCGGUGCCCGUAGCACCCAUCCCGUGCAGACACAUUGCGAGCAGAAACGGCGAUGAUUGGGAUUACGCGAUCCUUGCUACAUGUACAAGAUAG